This is a messenger RNA of Saccoglossus kowalevskii, 1896 nucleotides long. RefSeq names its product nucleolar complex protein 2 homolog. The record is from RefSeq and is a predicted model, not a curated record. Gene Ontology annotation, molecular function: transcription corepressor activity; histone binding. Gene Ontology annotation, cellular component: nucleoplasm; Noc1p-Noc2p complex; Noc2p-Noc3p complex. NCBI's taxonomy places the organism in Eukaryota, Metazoa, Hemichordata, Enteropneusta, Harrimaniidae. Gene Ontology annotation, biological process: ribosomal large subunit biogenesis; negative regulation of transcription by RNA polymerase II.
AUGGGGAAAGGUGAUCAACAUUUAAGAUACGGUAGCCACAACCUUGCAACAAAACAAACUUUCAAUGAUAACCAUUCUCCUGUUGUAUUCCACGACUUAGUGAAGGCAUUCAAAUCGGCCGUACAACAAACUGAAAGAGAAGAGCAGCAAGAAACAGGAAAAUAUAAAGUAGAAGGAAGUGUUGUGUUCAAUGCGCUUGUAAACACCUGUGUACGAUGUGUGCCGACAACUUUACUUCAUAAUCUGAAAUUAAAAGACCAUAAACAAAAAAAGUUUGUUUUACCUUCCUCCAGUAAGAAAUGGAUGCGAUUCAAGCACAGUGUGAAAUCCUACUUGUCAGAUGUCAUUAGGAAAUUGGUGAGUAUAUGGAGUACUGGAGAAGAAACAAGCAGAGUUUUAGCGUUCCUUUCUAUUUACAGAUUGUCCUACAAUCUGCAGGAAUCUAUGUUGGAAUUCAGUCUGAAGCAAAUGUAUAUGGGGUACGUGAGAAACUGCAAGUUUACAUCACCCAGUGUUUUGCCCAUGAUUAAUUUCAUGCAAAGGUCAUUAACAGAAAUAUUUGCUAUUAAUAUCCAAGUGACGUAUCAACACGCAUUUAUUUACAUUAGACAGUUAGCAAUUCAUCUAAGGAAUGCAAUAACUACAAAGAAAAAGGAUACGUAUCAAGCUGUUUACAACUGGCAGUACAUACAUUGUUUAUAUUUAUGGUGUCGCGUACUGAGUACGAUUCAACCCAUUGGUAUGUUACAGCCGUUGAUAUAUCCCCUCGUACAGAUUACAAUGGGAGCAAUUAAACUGAUAUACUAUGACAUCAACCUGAUAUACUAUGACAUCAACCUGGUAUACUACGACAUCAACCUGAUAUACUAUGACAUCAACCUGAUGCACAGGACAUUAUGUGAACAAAGGGUAUUUGAGCAGACAGACUGGAACAGGAAACAUUCAAGUAUAAGUUUUAAACCUAUAAACUUUGCCAUCGUGUUGAAAUUAUCAAAGUCACAGCUACAGGAGAGAGCAUUCAAGGAUGGAUUAAUUGAUCAAUUAUAUGAUUUGUUAAUGGAACAUCUCAAUAUUCACAGCCAUUGUAUAGGAUUCCCUGAACUGGCAUUACCACUUAUAGUUGAGCUGAAAACGUUUCUGAAGAAAUGUAAAAUUGUUAAUUAUUGUCGCCAAAUGAAGUCGCUGCUCGACAAGAUACAGGAUAAUUGUGCUGUUAUCAGUAAAAGAAGAGAUGCAACAACAAUUAAUCUGAGUGAUGAUGCUGCUGUGGUAUCAUGGGAAAUCAGGUCAAAACAAGAAGGCACUCCUAUUGGUAACUUGUAUAAGACUUACAAGAAUCUACGAGAACGUGAACUAAAACAUGCUAGUAAAAAUAAGUUUGAUGAUCAUGUAGUUAUAGAAAGAAAGAAAAAGAAAGAAAAAGAUAAAAAGGAAAUGACUGGACUGUUUGUUUCAUCGGAUGAUGACAGUGAUAUUGACACAUUCUUUGAUCCGGGUGAUAAGAAAAUGAGCAUGGACAGGAAGAAAGAGAAAAGAGUGGCAGUACAAGAUGAAGUUAGUGAAAGUGAUGAUGACGACAAUACGGAUGAUGAGAAUGAGGAUGAUGAUGAAGAGGAGGUUGAUGAGAUUGUAGUGAAAGAAACUAAGGAGCAAUUACAGAAGAAACAUAAACUUGGGAAGGGUGAUGUAGACGAUGAAGAGGACAUUGUGGAAGAGUUUGAACUCUCAUCUUCUGAAGAAGAAGUAGAAAAUGACGAUGAUGAUGAUGAUAACGAUGACGACGACGACGAUGAUGAUGAUGAUGAUGAGGAGGAUUAAAAUGACUGAAUAUGUCUAAAUCUUUUUUUAUUAUGUCUAAAUUUGUGAUUAGUAGAAUGAAUAAAAUAUUUCAUUUGA